AGCCGAGCGGGCCAGAAGGGCGGGGAGGAGGCGGCGGCGGCGAUGCGGUACAACGAGCGGGAGCUGCUGUCUCUCUCCCGGCAGCCAGCCGAGAAGGCGGCCGAGGUCCUCAUGCGCGCCCCGAAGAAGGGAAGCGGUGAGGAGGAGGCGAGGGGGGGAAGGGGUGACGUCACGAGAGGAGAACGCCGCGGCGUGACGUCACCAGGCGGGUUGCGUGACGUCACGCCUGCCAGGGGGUCGGGGAGGAGGAAGAGGCGGCGGCUCCCGUGGCGUCAUCAGAGUUUAUUGGGUUGGGGGGGUAGCAGAACUCCCAACCUCGUCCUCACUGAGGACUAGCACCUUUACUGUUCCAGGGGGUUGAUCUGGAUGACCCUCAUGGUCCCUUCGAACUCUACCGUUCUACGAUUUCGGUUACUCCGGUUUUUUAUUUUGCUCGCUUGCCCAGAGGUGUUUCCAUUCCCUCAUGUGUUCUGCGCUUACUGUCAUCAGCGUAUUGCGAUGUCCUGUCUUGGAUGUAUCCGCUCAGAUUCCUGCCUUGCGGGCAGCGGCGUAGCGUGGGUUGUCAGCACCCGGGGCAAGGCAAGUAAUUUGCGCCCCCUAACCCCUAACCUGCCGCCGCUGCCAGCUUCUUCUUGCUGCUGCCUGGGCUGGUCUGGUGAGGUUCUCUCCCGCGCACAGCGCUGCGCUGGGCGGCCGCUGCACUGUCCCUCCCCCAGAUAGUCCCUCGCUCUCUCUCCGCACCGCACGCCUGGCACCCACCCCCUCCACAGUGGGCGGCGACCCAGCGGCUCGGAUCGGAUUCGCACAGCCAGCACUGCAGUGAGAGAGAGUGAGUGAGCCAGGUAGGGGCAGAGAGCUGCGAGUGCGAGCGCGCCCCCCCAGAUGUUGCGCCCGGUGCGGCCGGCCCCCCCUGCGCCCCCCACGCUACGCCACUGCUUGCGGGUGGUUGAUGACCCUUGGCGGAGGGCUGAAUUAGUAAAAGUCACCAGUUGUGGGAACAUCUGCCUUGAGGUCGCAGGAGCUCAUCUUCGCUCUCCCAAACUUGGACAUCGUAGAACUGUAGAGUUGGAAAGGAUGCCAAGGGUCAUCUAGUCUAACCCUCCACCAUGCAAGAAUCGCAGAGCUACAAAAAUGGUGUAUUUUUCUCUCUAUAAGACGCACCCGACCAUAAGACACACCUAGUUUUUAGGGGAGGAAAACAAGAAAUAAGAAGCCUCCUGCACUCAGGAGGCUUUGCCCUCCUGGCUUCAGCGAAAGCAAGCCUCCUGGCUUUCCCCCCACCUCCCGCACAUAGCUGUCAACCGUCCCUUAUUUGGCGGGAAAGUCCCUUAUCCCAGCGCCGUGUCCUGCUGCUGUCCCUUAUUGAUGACGUCCCUUAAAUUUCCCAGGUUUCAAAGGAAGCAGCUCCUCUCCCUCCCUCCCUCCCUGCCGGCCAGGGAGGAGGGAGGCUCCAACUGUGUUGCUUGGCUGCGUUGCUCACCCAAUAAGGAGUCUAAGAACGACUGGGGGGUGGAGCUUGCAUGCCUUGUGCUGAUCAAACCGGCCGCGUUGCCUGGGGACUCGCCUUUGCUCAGCGCUUCCCAGUGGAGAGGUGAUGGUGGUUUUCCUUGCUGCAUCCCCUUUGCCGGGUUGCUGCGCUGUGGGAACCACGGCUUGAGGCUUUGUUUGGCUGCUGGCUGGGCUUUCUGCCUUUGGCUCGGAGGGGCUCAGAAGUUGAACAUACAGUGGUGCCUCGCAAGACGAAAUUAAUCCGUUCUGCGAGUUUCUUCGUCUUGCGGAUUUUUUUGUCUUGCGAAGCACAGAUGCACCCUGGUACUGUAUUAUAAUGGGAUAGCGGGCAAAGCACAAAGCGGGUCGCUCCCCAGCAGGAGGCGUUUCCCCAGCCUGGAGGAUCUGUUGCCUGGAAGAGGCAAAGACACCCCCUCCCACCUCCCCAUGAAAACAGCCCCCCUUCCUCUGUUGCCAAGCCUUGCCGCGUCUUCGCUCCGCCAAACCGCGUCCCACAUCAAAGCCCCAGCCCGCUCCUCUCCCUCUCUCUCCAUGAGGUGCCAAAGGAAGUUUGAGCCCAGGAACCGAGGCGGACGCACGCAGCGCCCGGCGCGGACUCUCCCUUGCUCCCCCGUUACCUUGCGCCAAGCCGCCGGGCUCCCACAGUCUCGGCAGCUGCUCCCGGCUUCUUCCCACCCCGCAAAGGCGCCUUCGCGGCCGCCCAAGCACAGUGGAUGCCUCCUCCUCCUCCUCCUUUGUCCCGCCUCCUCCUGCCUUCGCGCAGUUAGAGCAAAAUGGAGCAGCCACGUGGGGAGGGGGAGAGAGAGAGAGAGGCAGAGGCAGAGGCGGCACAGAGACCCAGCCAGAUCCGCUGGAUCCCAGCUCACCUGCCUCCUCUGUGCCCUCUCCAGAAGAGGAUCCCUCUGGAAAAGGUAGGUCGCUCCCUCCCUCGCUCCCUGCCAGCCCAGUUCCCGCUUCAAAAGGAAACAAACUCGCAAGACGUUCCGUCUUGCGAAGCAAGCCCAUAGAGAAAUUCGUCUUACGAGCACCUCAAAAACCGCAAAACCCUUUCGUCUUGCGAGUUUUUCGUCUUCCGAGGCAUUUGUCUUGCGGGGCACCACUGUACCUGUGCUUGGAAAAUCCCUUAUUUUGGCUGCUGAUCUCUUAUUUCCGAGGCUGCUGGUCCCUUAUUUUCAAAUCUGUAAGUUGACAGCUAUGCUCCCGCAAGAGCCGCACUCUCUUUAAAGGGAGCGCGGCUCUUGGGGGCUUUUCUGGGAGGUGGGGGAAGGGAUAGAGUCGCACACUCUGUCCCUUCCCCCACCUCCCACAAAAGCCAGGGAUAGCCAUGCGAAGCCUCCGCAGGGCAGCGAGAUGAAGGUUCCCUGCUGCCCUGCAGAGGCUUCACGCAGCUAAGCCACAAGCUAGAACAGCGAGAGGGAGCGCUGCGCAGCAAUCCCUCUUGCUGUUCUGGCUUCUGGAAUAGCCCGCGAAGCCUGCAUUCGCUCCAUAAGAUGUACACUUACUUUUUAGGAGGGGAAAAGUGUGUCUUAUAGAACGAAAAAUACGGUAUGUGUACAAGAGCUCUCAAACAACUCCCUCCAUCUCGUCUUUCUCCGCAGCCUUGAAGAAGCGUUUGGUGAAACUGGUCGUCAACUUUCUCUUCUACUUCCGAACAGACGAGGCCGAGGUAUUUUUGCUCACUACUUGCAGGGGACAUUACCCACUAGCAACUUUGCCAGAUAUAAUAAUGAUGCGAAGCCUGCUCAGGUUACCAGUCCUCAGGUGAUGAGGUCCUCUGGCAAGUUGCGGCGGGUGGUAGGAGCAUGAUGAGAAGGCAGUGCCUAAAAUAAACUCUUGUUAUUAUUCUAAUAAAAAGCUUGAUCUUGUUAGAAGAGUCUGGCUCCUGGAUCUAGUCCUGUUCUUGGAGAGCAACCAGAAUAGGAUAUUUUUUAGGAGGGGGUCUAGCAAUAGCUAGAUGUUCCCCAAACUCUCGCUAAACAACUGUGUUUUUAUAUGUCUACUUAUUCGUUUUACUUAUUUAAUAAAAUUCAUUUACCAUUUGACUAUGUAGAAAAAUCUAGAAAAAUAUAUAAAGGGGUUGUCUCCAACGCUGGCCGCCCUCUGAGUAAAACUACUGAAAUGCACAGAUAGGACCACCGGGGGUCCAUUAAUUUCAUUGAGUCUCCUCUUGAGUGGAACUUACUUCAAGACAAGACAAAAGAAGGCUUUUUACAAGGGUUUAUCUGAGAAUAUAUUAAGCCCUCUUCAUUUAUUUUUCUUUCUUUUUUAAGAAAGAAAAAUCCUUGUGCAACUUUCAAUUAAAAGCAGGGUUGGGAAUAUGCACAACGUAGUUACUUUUAAAAGCUUGAGCUAAUGUGGAAAGUGAUUAAUUAAUCUGUGUGUUUGUCUCUUUCUCUCUCCCCAGCCUAUCGGUGCUUUGCUGUUGGAACACUGCAGUAUCAGCCAAGAAGAAGGCAAAAUAUUUUCCAUUUGUGAGUCUUUGUGGUUUUGAGGAGACAGACGGGGGGUGGGGGGGAGAAUGGGGUUUACUUUUCUGGGAGCUUUUUCUUUCUGUUUUUUCUUUUUUAUUGGUAUUCAAUUUUUUACAAAUCGGUCACUAAUCAGAACAAAUCUAACAUUUUUCUAAAUUGCUCUCUGAGAUGCCUGUACCCAUUUUUGGAGGAGACGGAACACAUUCCCAGCUCACAACUACCCCCUUUCCACCCACAGUAUUCAGAGAGGGUCACUUGGCCAAAUGUACUUGGCACUAGAUUUCAGGACAGCCAAAAUAAAUUAUUCGCAGGGCAAUUUGGAAUUUGCUGCUGUGGGUCAGGGCGGUGACUGCCGGUUUUAAGAUAGUCAAGUCAGUUUAUUGUGUUUUAGCAGACAUCCCAUUAGAUACAUGAAAAUGGUAAUAGGAAUAAUAAGAAUAAGAGACUGACAUUUCUGCCCCUUCACCUUUACCCUCUACCCCUUUUAGGUUUAUUAGCACGGAUUUGUAGAGCCUUAGCGAGAAAUUCAGAUAUUAUGAAGGAUGUAUGCCUCUCUGAAUCAGGCAGCAAAAAACAAGACUUGUUUUUCUUUGAAGAUAGCUUUCGAAAGGGAUUGGAUCAUAGCUGUCAAGCAUCCCUUAUUUGGCGGGAAAGUCCCUUAUCCCAGUGCCGUGUCCCGCUGCUGUCCCUUAUUGAUGAUGUCCCUUAAAUUUCCCGGGUUUCAAAGGAAGCAGCUCCUCUCCCUCCCUCCCUGCCGGCCAGGGAGGAGGGAGGCUCCAACUGUAUUGCUCACCCAAUAAGGAGUCUAAGAACGACUGGGGGGUGGAGCUUGCAUGCCUUGUGCCGAUCAAAUCGGCCGCGUUGCCUGGGGACUCGCCUUUGCUCAGCGCUUCCCAGCGGAGAGGUGACAGUGGUUUUCCUUGCUGCAUCCCCUUUUCCGGGUUGCUGCACUGUGGGACCCACCGCUUGAGGCUUCGUUUGGCUGCUGGCUGGGCUUUCUGCCUUUGUCUUGGAGGAGCUCAGAAGUUGAACAUACCUGUGUUUGGAAAAUCCCUUAUUUUGGCUGCUGAUCCCUUAUUUUCCAUGGCUGCUGGUCCCUUAUUUUCAAAUCUGUAAGUUGACAGGUAUGGAUUGGAUAUGUACCUCACAGCAGCUGAAGUGAUCAACUUAAUCCAGUGACACCAGCUUUUCAAAGUCUGAUAGUCACUGGCACUUCCAGGGUCCCCUUGCCACCCUCUUAGGACCCCCCACCCAGGGAAAACACUGCCCAUUUUGGGAACCACUGCUCUCAAGGGACUGGCUGGGGCAAUCCAGCGUUUCAGACUCUGAAGGCAUCAAGAGGGGUGGAUAAUGAGCAGUUUGAAGGAGGCUGGGAGGCAAGGCAGGGAGCCCAAAAGCUCGCGUCCCAAGCAGAUACGGUGCAAGAAGAUCUUCCAAGCUCUGAAAAAUCGAUUUCAUAUGUUUCAAUGCUGCUUUUCAUUCCAGUGAAUCGCAAAGCAGCUUACAGACCAUAAAUAACAGUAACACAAGAGAACAUCACAAGCAGAGCACAAAUCAAAUAGAAUCAUUAACAAAUCACCAGUACAACAAUUACAAACCACCAUUAGAAUAAUGAACAAAUCAUCAGUAAAAACCAUUCCAAAUCAUUGUUAUAACAAUCCUUAAAAUGCGGUUUCAGUUUCUUGCGGUCGUAGACCAGCAUUUUAAAAAGAGCUAAAAUGCAAAAUUGUAAAAGCAAGAUACGAUCGUUAUAAAAACAAACCAGAAUAAGAGCAGGGAGACAAGAGUCGCUGACCAGCAGGUUAAAACAACUAGAGUUAAUAACUAUUGCUAAAGUGAUCCAGUUGUAGACGGGGGAAGAAGAGUCGUGUGUCUGAAAGAGGAGAUUUCAUAAAUGGAAUAGUAAUAGUCCCUCUAUAGGGCUUGUUAACAUAAAUGUAAUCCUACUGCAUUGCAUUUUGAAAAGGCCUAAUAACAGAGGCAGAAUAAAUCCUGCAUUAUGAUUCAGGUAGGUAGCCGUGUUGGUCUGACACAGUCAAAAUAAAUAAAUAAAUAAAUAAAUAAAUUGUCCAGUAGCACCUUAGAGACCAACUAAGUUUAUUCUGGGUAUAAGCACACGAAAGCUUAUACCCAGAACAAAUUUAGUCGGUCUCUAAGGAUGUGGGUGGCGCUGUGGGUUAAACCACAGAGCCUAGGACUUGCCAAUCAGAAGGUCGGCGGUUCGAAUCCCCGCGACGGAGUGAGCUCCCGUUGCUCAGUCCCUGCUCCUGCCAACCUAGCAGUUCGAAAGCACCUCAAAGUGCAAGUAGAUAAAUAGGCACCGCUCCGGCGGGAAGGUAAACGGCGUUUCCAUGUGCUGCUCUGGUUCGCCAGAAGCGGCUUAGUCCUGCUGGCCACAUGACCUGGAAGCUGUAAGCCGGCUCCAUUGGCCAAUAAAGCAGGAUGAGCGCCGCAACCCCAGAGUCGGCCACAACUGGACCUAAUCGUCAGGAGUCCCUUUACCUUAAGGUGCUACUGGACAAUUUUUUAAUUUUUGCAUUACCUGUGUAAAACAACAACAACCCACUGAGAGCUAAAUUAGGCUAAGAGAUCCUGACUUGCCUCCCCUCUGUCUUGGGAGGGUCAUGUUUGAGCUGUUUUCCCACACGAGCUGUACUGCCCUUACGCUUUGCCAUAACCCUUGUCCAACAAUCAUAAUUUUAUUAUAGUUCAGUAGAUAGUGAGUCGUAAGGCUGAUGGCUCGGGGUCUCUGUUUGCAGGUUUCCUCGAAGAACCUGAGAGAAAGUACUUCUUCGAAUGUGAUACAGAGGAGCAGUGUUUGGAGUGGGUUGAGGUUCUCCAGAGGGCGAGGUGAGGCCUGCCGGUCAGCCGGGGUUUGGGGACCCCUUCUUCCCCAUUUUUUCAAGGGGGUGGGGACCGUGUCUGCCAGCCAGAAGGGACAGAGCGCAGGCUGCUUGGAUCACUGCGCAGCGCCCAGAGGAAACUGGCCUUCCUACUCCCCUUCCUUGGAGGUUUUUAAGCAGAGCUUGGAUGGCAUUAUCUGCCAUGGCUGCUUUAGCUGAGAUUCCUGCAUUGCAGGGGGUGGGGCUGGAUGACGCUCAGGGUCCCUUCCAACCCUACAAUUCCAUUAUUCUACUUGAAUCCUCGCUGCAGGUAAGAGCAGAGACCCAUGAGCACCGCAUGCCGGUGGUGGGUGGGGACAGAGUCAAGAGUGGGUGGAGCUACACAUGUAAAGUUUGCCCUCUGUGCAGGUUAGUUUGAACAUCUCCCCCCCCCCCCCCUCCAUCCAGGCACAAUCAGAGUUUGGUGAUGCACCCUGCCCAUCUUGCUGGGUUGCCCCGGCCACUCUGGGCAGCUUCCAACAAAUGAUAGCACAGUAAGACAUCAAACAUUUAAAACUUCCCAAUAUAGGGCUGUCUUCUAAAAGCCAGAUAGUUAACUCUAUCUCCUUGACGUAGAGUUGCAAUACGUCCAGAACCCCCUGGACAUAUCCAGAAUACUGCAGUUGGAAGCAGUGUUUGGGCAGAAAUCCAGAUAUAUCACAGCCCAUGUCGGCAGUGUCAUUUUUGGCGAUUUUCGUUAAAAUUAGCCCCAAAACUUUUUCUCUUUUUUUGGAAAAUUGUCUCAACAACUUUGGGCAAAAAAACCUUUUCUAUCCGGAUUUUCAGUGUUUGAAAAUCCUCUGCCUGGUUCCCUGUAACUUUUCGCAGUGAGGGAACUGCCAGAAGGCCCUCGGCGCUGGACCUCAGUGUCCAGGCUGAACGAUGGGGGUGGAGACGCUCCUUCAGGUAUACUGGGCUGAGGCCGCUUACGGCCUUAAAGGUCAGCACCAACACUUUGAAUUGUGCUCGGAAACGUACUGGGAGCCAAUGUAGGUCUUUCAAGACCGGUGUUAUAUGGUCCCGACGGCCGCUCCCAGUCACCAGUUUAGCUGCUGCAUUCUGGAUUAGUGGUCAUUUCCGAGUCACCUAAGGUAGCCCCACAGAGAGCGCAUGGUGGUAGUCCAAGCGGGAGAUAACCAAGGCAUGUACCACUCUGGUGAGACAGUCCGCGGGCAGGGAGGGUCUCAGAUGGAGCUGGUAGACAGCCACCCUGGACGCAGAAUUGACCUGUGCCUCCAUGGAUAGCGGUGAGUCCAAAAUGAAGGUCUCAAGGAAGGCCAGUGAGGGGCAUGGCCAGGGGAGAACAUCCAAGGGCCACACGAAGAGGUUUGGAGGGCCAGAGGCUCCCCAUCCCUGAGACAGAACCUUAAAGUGCCCCACCACCACCACCUUUGCAUACUCACAGCUGUUGGCUUAUUAGCCGCAAAACCAGAACCACAAAUCCCAGAAGUGUUGGGUGCCACAGGAUCAGCUCCUCUGGGGUUGUUUUGGGGUGGAGUUAAUGGCAAGACCCUCGCCGUGAAUGUUCGCUAGAAAUCUGGUUCUGCUGCCUCCGCCCUUCACGGUCGGAUCCGUUCUCCUUCUGCCAACAGCUACGAGUUCAUGAGGAGCAGCUUGGUCUUCUAUCGGAACGAGAUCCUGAAGAUGACAGGAAAGGUGAGUAGCUUCUGGGCCGGAAAGCAGGUGGGGGGCUCACCCAGAGAGCAGGAAGUAACGGCCGGGACGAGGAUGCACAGUUUCUGCCCUGGGUCAUCCUGUGAUACUGUGGUUCGAAGUUGUGUUUUGUUACAUUUUCCUCCAAGAAGACCCAUAGAACCCAAUAAGGCAGAUGUCUAUAUACAAAUGGUUUUUAAAAAAAGAUGUGAUCCCAUUGGGAUCCCAAGAUGAAAUGUUGCGAAGCUCCUAGAAAUAUGAUGCCAACUUGCCUGUGGCUCCUCCAGGGUUUCAGAUGCAGGGAGGGGGGGGGAAUUCCCAGCCUUGCCAGGGGUUGAACCCGACACCUUCUGCAUGCAGGGCAUCUGGUCUGCCACAGAGCUAUGGACUCGUAUCCCCCACCCUUUUAAAUUUAGCAUCUCCAGACAUCCAGCCCUCAAAGCCUCUCCUUUCGCCACAGGACCCCCUGGAGCAGUACGGCAUCUCGGGGGAAGCCCGCUUCCAGCUGGGCGCACGGAAGGUAUAACCCCGAGCACUUGGAUCUGGGCCGGCCCCUCACCAUACCACCAGGACCCUUGGGCAGCUCCCCGAGACUCCAGGGUCAGGACUGUACGCCGACCGAGUGAGUUGCUUUCACGAACUUGCAGGAUCUCCCUCGUGCCGCCAAGAGGGUGACGCCACCCAGCCACCUGCUUCCUCCUAGCUUUGGGGGGUUGAAACAAAGAGUGGAGAUUUGACUCCAGCGGUUGCCGGUUUUCUCUCCUUCCAGGGCGCAGAGAACCUGCUAUUCGGCUCAGAAUCGCGCUUCCUCGUGUGUGUAAAUGUGCACACAAACAACACUGGCAAGGGUCUCCUGGAGCUGAAGGAAGGGGCGGGGGCUUCUUGGAAUCGUGCUUGAUUUUCAUUAACAUCCCAAAUCGGGUUUGCGCCCAACUUUCAUGCUGAGAUUUGAGAUCUGCGGUGCACCCAGAACACCCCCGGCAGAGUUUCCCCACUGAGUAACUGCUCUGGCUUUGCACACCUUCCCAUCGGCUGCCUGGGUUGGGUGGGAGCCACUAUGCUGUCCCUGCAAGGGAUACUGGGGUGCUGAAUUACUCCCCCUGCACCGCCCCCCCGCCCCGUGAAAUGGGCUGUGUGUGUCUCUGAAGUCAUUGCUCCCAAUCCUGAGCCCCUCCCGCCCCCAGCAAUCCUCACCUAGGAGGGGGCAACUCUUUACUUACUCUGUAAGGAAACAUUUUCAACAGGAGUGGUGGGAGCACACUCAUUUUAAUUCCCCAAGCAAGCAUGUGCAUUCACCUAGUACAAGGUUUCCCAAACUUGGGUCGCCAGCGGGUUUUUUGUACUACAGCUCACAUUAGGACCAGUGAUCAGGGAUGGGAAUUGUGUUCCAAAAACAGCUGGGGACCCAAAUUUGGGAAAGCCUGAACUAGAAGGUGUUGGAAAGAAGAAUGCCAGACUACUGGAGCAGCAACACAACUAUCUCCCUAAGGUGCUCGGCCAUCUUUUACCGUUUUGUUGUGCCUUGCUGGCACCCCCUAAGUCAGAGCUGCUCUCUGCGCCUAGCAACACAGGGAAGCGAGACGAGCCCCUCGCCACUUUCCCAAGCUCAGUGCCCAAACUCUGCGCGGUUCCAAGCUCACUCCAGAGCAGGUUCCUUGCUUGCUGGGGUGGCAGAAAUCUCCCUUCCUCAAAGAAAAAAUACCUUGUUCUCCAUCCCUCCUUGCUCUCUUCUUUCCUCUUUUUCCUCUGCCCAACUUUUGGGACUGGCAGCUGAAUGUAAUUUUUUAUAUAUAUAAAAAUCUGCUGUGAAAUUUAGAGGCGUUUUAAAAACUCACUGAAAGCUGUGGUUCUCUGGCUGAUAGCAGACUUAAAACUCUGUCCGGGGGGCGCUGGGCUGCUGCUUUCUCCAACCCUGCUGAAUUUCACUGCUGCAUGUGUGAGGCAGAGGAAUGUCUCUUCUGCAAAGAGGCAGGGGAAACAAGACCAGGGAGUCUGCGAUCCUCGGCCAGUUGCUCAUGGACGAUGGGAGCUUGUGAAAUCCAUCGUUGUCUAAAGGGGCAGAGUUUGGGGGACGAAUGUGGGGGGAGAAGAGAGAAAUCACCAGCCACAAAGGGUGGCUAGUUAUUUAGAGGUUUUUAAGAGGCUGUAGAAAUGUAAAAUGUACUUUAUCAGUUUACAUUCAUCUUCUGUACUCCUCCUGCCCCAAGACACCAUUGCCUGUUGGAUAAUUGGCCAGUUUUAUUACUUCUGUGCAUUAAACCAGAAAUGUUACUGUUUUGUUGACAUGCCCAGAUCCCCUUUUGUUAUGUCCACACUGAUUUUCUUGCCCCUCUAAUAAACGAAACUACUGUCUUGUUGGUUGGC
Podarcis lilfordi (Lilford's wall lizard) is the source of this 10879-nucleotide messenger RNA. The record is from the annotation of a GenBank genome assembly. Lineage: Eukaryota; Metazoa; Chordata; Lepidosauria; Squamata; Lacertidae.